AGCAGCGACCCUGCUCCUGCUGACACCCGGCCCAGGCAGCGGGCCGCUCCCGGGGGGGCGAGGCCGGCGCUCAGGCAGGGCUCCCUCGGCGCAUGGAGCGGGCGGUGGAGGGCGGCGAGAUGGCGGCGGCGCUGCGGGCCGCAAAGCGGGCGCUGCGCGGGGAGCUGCGGCAGCGGCUGCGGGCGCUGGGCGCGGCGGAGAAGCAGCGCCAGUCCCGCCUGCUCGCUCGCGAGGCGAUUGGCCAUCCCAAGUACCAAGAAUCCAAAAGAAUUGCAAUCUUCCUAAGCAUGCCAGAUGAAAUCCAGACAGAAGAAAUCAUUAAGGACAUUUUUAAGCAAGGCAAGGAGUGUUUCAUCCCACGUUACAAGCCUCACAGCAAUCACAUGGACAUGCUGAAGUUAUCAUCAGCUGAAGACAUUUCAUCACUUACUUUGACAUCCUGGAAUAUUCUUCAGCCUAGUGAUGAUGACAAUGCAAGAGAGGAAGCUCUUGCUGGUGGAGGCCUUGACCUUAUCUUCAUGCCAGGCCUUGGGUUUGACAAAAAAGGCAACAGACUGGGAAGAGGGAAAGGAUAUUAUGACACCUACCUUGAAAGAUGUAUGAAACAUCCCAGUGGAAAGCCUUACACGAUUGCCUUGGCUUUUCGGGAGCAGAUUUGUGAAUCAGUGCCUGUGGCAGAAAAUGAUGUCCAAGUAGAUGAAAUCCUUUAUGAACACUGUUGAAUGUAUCUUGAUUUCAAACCACUUCUAGAGGGACCAGCCAAAGAUAUCAGAUCCAUCAGUCAUGGCUUUUCAGUAGUCAUGUAGAUGAUUCUGGGAGCAAUGAACACACUACUGAACAAAAGAAAAACAAAACAACAUUUAAAAUGUGGUAAUACUAGUGAGGAUUGCGUUGAUUUCCAUCUAAUUAUGAAGUAUCUGGUGUAGUUCUUAUUCUAGAAUUAAUAGAAACAAGAAUGUGUGGCUGUUUAUUACAGUAAGGACCAUUUCUGCUCAUCAUACUUUUGAGGAACAAAUUACUUGAUACUUACCAGUUUUAUUAUUCCAGUUUAAAGGUGAACUGUCUACUAAUGACUGUUCUUGAUCCAUUCUGGAAUUAUACUUAUUAUGGUAAAAGUUCUUAGUACUUAGGUCUUAUGUGCAUCCAUGAACAAAAUAAGAAACUGACAGAAAAGUCCUAUAGUAAACUGGGCAAAAAAUGGUGAUUGGAAGAAAGCCUUAAUUGGUUUUAGUGUGGACAAUAACUCUGACUGUUUACUUGGCCCCUUAUUGUCUUAAAAUAAAGAAGAAUUAAGAAAUUGUCUUAAAAUAAAGAGAGUAUCUGUUAAUAAAAAAAGCUUCGUUUAUGUC
Neopsephotus bourkii (Bourke's parrot) is the source of this 1349-nucleotide messenger RNA. It is a transcript of the gene MTHFS, whose product is annotated as methenyltetrahydrofolate synthetase. NCBI's taxonomy places the organism in Eukaryota, Metazoa, Chordata, Aves, Psittaciformes, Psittacidae. Bases 93 to 722 code for a protein of 209 amino acids. Gene Ontology annotation, biological process: tetrahydrofolate interconversion; folic acid-containing compound biosynthetic process. Gene Ontology annotation, cellular component: mitochondrion. The transcript is spliced from 3 exons. The record is from RefSeq and is a predicted model, not a curated record. Gene Ontology annotation, molecular function: 5-formyltetrahydrofolate cyclo-ligase activity.